AUGGACUUCCAGUGCCAGCGCCGGCAGCGAUAUCGGCAUCUCAAGAGGCCUCCACCACCCGACGGCUCCUACUCCAUCGCGCCGCAAGCCCGCAACCGUCACGGCGGCUACUGCUCGGAGACUGGAUUUUCUACUCCAGGGUGCACCUAUACCCGCAUGAACAGUACACUUAAAAAAGCCAGUGGCCCCUCCGCCGCCGACCACGUGGGCGAUGUAGAGGAGCAGACGUGGGACGAGGUCGUCCUGGGGAAUGAGACGGCGGUGCUGGUUGAGUUCUGGGCGCCAUGGUGCAUCCCGUGCCGCUUGAUGCACCCCAUCAUCGCAGACCUGGCCAAGGCCUAUGUUGGCAAACUGAGAUGUCUGAGGGUAAACACGGUCCAGAACCAGAAACAGGAGGUGGCCAUGAGAUAUGGCAUCAGGAGCAUCCCCACCAUCCUCAUCUUCAAGGAUGGUGAGAGGAAGGAGACGGUCAUCCACACCAUUGCAAACACGGCCAUGGCCACCACAGUCGACAGGUUUUUUUAA
This is a messenger RNA of Triticum urartu, 525 nucleotides long. Lineage: Eukaryota; Viridiplantae; Streptophyta; Magnoliopsida; Poales; Poaceae. The record is from RefSeq and is a predicted model, not a curated record.